This is a messenger RNA of Asterias rubens (European starfish), 480 nucleotides long. Its product is annotated as keratin, type II cytoskeletal 2 epidermal-like. NCBI's taxonomy places the organism in Eukaryota, Metazoa, Echinodermata, Asteroidea, Forcipulatida, Asteriidae. The transcript has a single exon. Bases 1 to 480 code for a protein of 159 amino acids. The record is from RefSeq and is a predicted model, not a curated record.
AUGCAUCUUGAAGCAUUUUCCUUGCCACUGGCUCCAUGUUGGGGGGCAUGGCGGCGUCGCUACGGUGCUCGGGGCUAUCCCUUCGGUGGUGGGGGUCGUCCCUCCAGUGCUGGGGGUCGUUCCUCCGGUGGUGGGGGUUGUUCCUCCAGUGCUGGGGGUCGAUCCACCGAUGCUGGGGGUCGACCCUCCAGUGCUGGGGGUCGUUCCUCCAGUGCUGGGGGUCGUUGCUCCAGUGCUGGGAGUCGUUCCUCCAGUGCUGGGGGUUGUCCCUCCAGUGCUGGGGGUCAUUCCUCCAGUGCUAGGGGUCGUUCCUCCGAUGCUUGGGGUCGUUCCUCCAGUGCUGGGGGUCGUUCCUCUGGUGCUGGGUGCCUUCUUCCAACACCGCCCAUUUACGGCAGCGUAGUCUUCCAUCAUAAAUAUACCAACAACAACCAGCAGUUUGCACGCCAACAUUUUGCAAACCAUCUCUUCACAGAAUAA